Molecule: messenger RNA, 525 nt
Organism: Trypanosoma conorhini
Lineage: Eukaryota; Euglenozoa; Kinetoplastea; Trypanosomatida; Trypanosomatidae
Product: trans-sialidase
Exons: 1
Source: RefSeq, a predicted model, not a curated record
GAAGGCGGCGUUGCCAGCGACGCCCAGCCGACGGCGGUGGGUGCGACGCAAACGGAAGCCGCCGUUGGGGCGUCGGUGCCUGCACGGCCUCCACCACCACCACCGCCGGGUGCAGAAGUUGACGCAGCGGCGGCCGGCUCCGCGACGGCUGGCAAUCGCCCCGCUGCCGGCAACGGCGUCGGCCCGCAGCCGCACAGCGCAGAACCGGUGCGGGACGGUGCGCAGUCGACGGACGGGGCUGCCGCAGCAAGCACCACCACCGGCGACGUUUCGGCAACUGCGGUGCAGCCGCCACAACAGGGCGUUGACGCCGCAGUGGGCAAUAAAAACGCCUCGGCUGGCGCGCAAGAAAUCCCCCCAGCGCCCGACGCGGUGCCUCUCCCCGGCAACAGCUCCGCUGCCUCCAAGCACAGCACUGACUUGAGGCCCAGCGAGGAAAGCAGCGACGGCGCUCUGCGUGGGUGCGUGUCUCGGCUAUUGCUGCUUGCCCUGCUGGGGCUGUGGGGCACGACGGCUCUCUGCUGA